AUGGCGGACGACAUGGCCAGUCAUUAUCAGAUGAUGGAGGAGCUGGGGAGUAAGUCUUGCGCCAAUUGCAACGCAAUUCACGUCAAUGUUAUUAACCAGACUCUCUUUGUUCUCCGCAGGCGGCAGUUUCGGAACGGUAUCGACCUCGAAUCGAGCGAAGAUGACAUCCAGGAAAUCCAGCAGGAGAUCUCGGUGUUGGCUACCUGCGCCAGCCAAUACGUGACGCAGUACAAGGCCAGCUUUCUGCGGGGACAUAAGCUAUGGAUUGUGAUGGAAUAUCUCGGUGGUGGCUCUUGUCUCGAUCUGCUGAAACCCGGUGUUUUCAACGAAGCCCACGUCGCCAUCAUCUGCCACCAACUCCUCCAGGGAUUGGAUUACCUGCACUGCGAAGGGAAAAUCCACCGCGACAUCAAAGCCGCCAACGUACUCCUGUCGCAUACGGGGAAGGUCAAGCUGGCGGAUUUUGGGGUUGCGGCCCAACUGACCAACAUCAAAUCCCAACGCAACACUUUCGUCGGCACGCCGUUCUGGAUGGCCCCUGAGGUCAUCCAGCAGGCCGGGUACGAUUAUAAGGCCGACAUUUGGUCGUUGGGCAUUACUGCCAUUGAAAUGAUCAACGGCGAGCCGCCCCAUGCCAGUACCCACCCGAUGAAGGUGCUCUUCCUGAUCCCGAAGGAACCGGCGCCGCGACUCGAAGGCGACCAAUACAGCAACACGUUCAAAGAUUUCAUCGCCCAAUGCUUGACGAAGGAUCCCGAUCGUCGUCCGAGCGCGAAGGAGCUGCUGCGACACAAAUUCAUCCGUAAUGCGGGCAGGACGGAGGCUUUGCAGGAGCUCAUCCAUCGAAAGCAAGACUGGGAUGCUGGUCGGGGGGUGACCAACAAUAUUAAGUACUAUGCGGAGUCGCUCAAUACUAUCACGCACCUCGACAAGGAUGACGACGGAUGGGUGUUCGACACCGUUAAAGCGCCCACAAUGAAGAUCCCCAAGGACCCGUACGAUGCGGAGAACGAUCCCGAGAACCAGGACUUCCUGUACGACGAGACCUCGGAGAUGAUGGACGACUUGCACAUCUCGAACCCCCCUCCUCCCCCCAAGCACGCCACGAGCUUCACCAACACCGCCGUGCGACGAACCCCGGCACCAGAUCGCAGCCCGUCGGUCCGGCGGACCCAGCGAAAGAGACGGUCCAGCGGGGUGAAACAGCCUCUUGGCGUGGACUUGACCUUUGGCAACAGCCCGUCGACGGUGCGUCAGUUCCGUCGCGUGUCUGAUAAGAUUGUUCCCGACCCUGCGUAUGUAUCACAACACCCGGUCGGAGUUGAUGAGAACGCCAGUCCCAAGACAUUGUUCUCGGAAACCAACAGUAAAGAGGCGCAGCUGGGCCGCCGAGCGUAUAGCCGGGCGGUUGGCCUCGCCUGUCAGGAGGUUCUCGGCACGACAGGGGACCAGGAGAAGCGUGAGGCGAUCAGUCGCCUGGCGGAGGCCUGGAGCGAUCUGGAAAUGGUGGAUCCCGAAGGUCUUUACCAUAUUCUCCGAGCGACCAACGAAAAGCUGCAAGCUGACUCCAAGCUGUCGAGUCUCGUCCCGCAAGCUCCACCACCGGAUUCUCCACAACGACCUCGACUCGUGUUGGCGCAAAACAACCCCCAUCUGAAGAGCCACCGACGGCGACAAUCCGCCGUGGCGCCCGAGGCGAAUGCGCUGGCGCCCGCGCAGUUGGCUAAUCUCCCGGGGCAGCAGGUACCCGGGAUGGAGCAUACCAAGCAACUCUCCGAAGUGCUUUACCAGCGAUGGUCCGAGGGACUUCGCAAUCGAUGGCCGGGGCUUUAG
Messenger RNA from Aspergillus terreus NIH2624, 1833 nucleotides. RefSeq names its product STE20 family serine/threonine-protein kinase. The coding region runs from base 1 to 1833 and encodes 610 amino acids. The record is from RefSeq and is a predicted model, not a curated record. The transcript is spliced from 5 exons. Lineage: Eukaryota; Fungi; Ascomycota; Eurotiomycetes; Eurotiales; Aspergillaceae. Gene Ontology annotation, biological process: protein phosphorylation. Gene Ontology annotation, molecular function: protein kinase activity; ATP binding.